CUGUACACCCGCCACGUCAUUGUUUUUUCCAACCCCCAUCGUCAACAACCAAAAAACAAGUCAAUCCAAACACCUCCUCCUCCUUCUUCUCUCUCAAAUCCGCAUAGACCUUUCUCCUCCGCUGGAGUUGCUCUCCCGGAAAAAGGAAAAAAAAAAAGAAAAGAGAAGAAAGAAAAAGGCCAAUGAGACUGAACUUGAUUGUAUCAGUAUCAGUAUCAGUAUUAGUAUUGUUAGGGUUAGGGUUUGGUUGUAAUUAUGGUGAAGCUUUAAAAGUACCGUUUCGUGCUAAAGACGUGCUUCCCGUGUUGCCACGUCAGAUAUCAUGGCCUGUGCUUAAUAACAUUCAUAGUCCUGUUGAUUUAUUGCCCUAUUUUGUUGGAUCAUUGGCUCCUAAUAAUGGCUCUAUUCAGUGGAAAGGUGCUUGCUUUUUUGAAAACGAGGCUCGGAUUGACUUCGUCGAAAGUGAUCGAAAUCAAUCACAAUUGGGAGGCGGUGUUAUUUAUCUUAAGACCUCUGCAGCGCACAGCUGGACCUGUAUGGAUUUGUAUGUUUUUGCAACACCAUAUAGAGUUACGUGGGAUUAUUACUUUUCUGCACGAGAGCAUACCUUGAAAUUUGAUUCCUGGGAAGAAACUGGAGAAAUGGAAUAUGUUAAGCAACAUGGGGUUUCUGUGUUUCUCAUGCCAUCGGGAAUGAUGGGGACUUUGCUUUCCUUAGUUGACGUGUUGCCUUUGUUCUCGAACACUGGAUGGGGUCAGAGUGCUAACUUAGCUUUUCUCAAUAAGCACAUGGGUGCUACAUUUGAGAAACGCCCUCAGCCCUGGCGUGCAACCAUUAAUCCUGAUGAUGUUCAUUCUGGUGAUUUUCUGGCUGUGUCGAAGAUUCGUGGUCGCUGGGGUGGAUUUGAGACAUUAGAGAAAUGGGUGACUGGUGCAUUUGCUGGUCAUACGGCCGUUUGCUUGAAAGAUGAAAUGGGUAAACUUUGGGUUGGUGAAUCAGGACAUGAGAAUGAAAAGGGUGAAGAGAUCAUAGCAGUAGUCCCAUGGGAUGAGUGGUGGGAAUUGUCUUUAAAAGAUAGUUCUAAUCCGCAAAUAGCUUUGCUUCCUUUGCAUCCAGACGUGCGUGCAAAGUUCAACUCCACUGCAGCUUGGGAGUAUGCUCGAAGGAUGUCAGGCAAGCCAUAUGGCUAUCACAACAUGAUAUUUAGUUGGAUAGACACAAUUGCUGACAACUAUCCACCGCCGCUUGAUGCUCACUUGAUCGUUUCUGUCAUGUCUAUGUGGACUAGGGUGCAGCCAGCUUAUGCUGCAAAUAUGUGGAAUGAAGCUCUAAAUAAACGGCUAGAUACUGAGGAUUUGGACUUGUAUGGAAUUCUAGCUGAGAUUGAAAAGCGUGGUGUAACCUUCGAUGAGUUGCUUACUGCUCCAGAACAGGAUGAUUGGAUAUACAGUGAUGGAAAAUCAACGACAUGUGUUGCCUUUAUCCUUGCUAUGUACAAGGAGGCUGGAGUAUUUGGUCCCAUUUCCAGCUCUAUUCAAGUUACUGAAUUUACUAUUCGUGAUGCUUACAUGCUUAAAAUUUUUGAGAACAACCAGACACGCUUGCCUAGUUGGUGCAAUAAUGACAAUGGCAGACUUUUAUUUUGCCAGAUUCUUGGCGAGUAUUGGAUGGAAUUGCCUGAUUACAACAGCUUAGAGCCAUAUGCCAACAUGAACGAAAAUUGUCCGUCCUUACCUCCCAAUUAUGAUAGACCUGGUCGAUGUUAAUUUGAGUUCAACCUAUUUGCAAAAACUGCAAUGCUUCCCUUCAAGUUUAUAUGUUUCAGUUUCUAUCUGUUAUUCUCUUUCCCACUUUCCACUCGAGAGAUGCAGCCGCUGUACAUAAAUGUUGAUUGUAAGACAGUAAAAUCUUAGAACUUGUUGGAAAAAGUUGAAUAGAAUUCUGAUAAUGAUGAUAGAAACAAGUGACGAAGAGGACACCAGUGACAUUAUUCAUUA
Molecule: messenger RNA, 1997 nt
Organism: Ricinus communis (castor bean)
Lineage: Eukaryota; Viridiplantae; Streptophyta; Magnoliopsida; Malpighiales; Euphorbiaceae
Exons: 7
Coding region: 183-1766 (527 amino acids)
Source: RefSeq, a predicted model, not a curated record